CACGCCCUCUACCAGGCUCCACUGCGGCACUUUCCACGGCAUCAAAUUUGCAACACGGCGUUAGUUGAAUCACAUCAGAGAAGCACACUCAUCUAUCCAUCAUGGCUGCACUACGAUCGGCUUUCUCUCAGCUACGGGACAUCCUGUCUCUAGCACAUCUCAUCACCGAGAGCAACAUCAAGGCAUUUGUCACGCCGACCGUACUCAACGGUCUGAUGGCGGCUGCAUCUGGGGGUGUAACGACGGACGUUCUCAGUUGGCCGGACGUGGCUGUGGCCGUCCCCAAGAUGGCGCUCUACAUCUGGCUCUGGGACCUCUACUUCGAUUGCAGCAACCAGAAGGACCCAGGGUCCAUCGAGGAGGACAGGCUCAACAAGCCCUGGCGGGCGAUCCCGUCGGGACGACUCAGCGUCGAGGCCGCGGAGCGCUGGUACGUGUGCUCAGCUUGCAUCAUGCCCGCGGUCGCCCUCUGGCUCGGCGCCUUGCCUGAGGCGAUCGCCUUCAUGUUGGAGACCCAGGUCUACGACCGCCUGGGUGGUGGGUCGACCUGGUGGGGCCGGUCCAUCAUCAACCCGCUCUUCUUCUCGACCGCCCAACUUGGUGCGAUUCGUGUGGCAGCAGGAACAUCCACAACCGUGAGCAAAGUGGGCUACCAAUGGUGCAUGAUACACGCAUUGAUAAUUUUUACGACUAUCCACCUCCAAGACCUUAGGGAUCUGGAUGGUGACAAGGCCCGCGGCAGGAACACGCUACCCCUGGCCCUAGGCGAAGGAGCCACUCGCGUGCUCAUGUCAUUCUUUGUUUUCUUCUGGUCUUUCGCAGCCCCAGCCUGGUGGGCGUGCUCGGUCAUGGGGUACCUGGUGCCAGGGCUUAUCGGAACCUUUGUGGCUGGGCGCUUCCUGCUCUGCAAAACCCGCAAGGCGGACCACUUCAGCUUUCACCUCUACGCCUUGCUGUGGCUGCCAUCAAUCUACAGCACCCCUUUGUUCAGCCAAGCCGUGGCGACGGCGGCAUGAAUCCAAGCAAGGUAGGGCCGAGGAUAAGCAUUCGCUUGUCUCGUACCUAAUUAAUUCCCUUGAAAUAGCUAUCAUGAUUAGAUGUAGGAUGAGGAUGUAUGCAAGGUAGAC
Molecule: messenger RNA, 1127 nt
Organism: Diaporthe batatas
Lineage: Eukaryota; Fungi; Ascomycota; Sordariomycetes; Diaporthales; Diaporthaceae
Exons: 2
Coding region: 102-1016 (304 amino acids)
Cellular component (GO): membrane
Molecular function (GO): transferase activity, transferring alkyl or aryl (other than methyl) groups
Source: RefSeq, a predicted model, not a curated record